AUGUUAGAGCAAAAGAAGUUAAAUCGACAAACGUCCAGAAUGGCACGAUUCGUGGCAUUGAUGGCAUUGGCCGGGUGUGUUGUGCUGCUCUGCAGUCAUCUACCCGCGGCGAGGGCACGAGUAAUUGUACGACGCCAGGCGGAGGAAUCCGUGCCAACCGUGGCUUCAAACAGCAGCGAACAAACGGUAACGGGCGGGGUGCUCGAAGCGACAACGUUGGCCCCGACUGAUGAGGAUGCGUCCAAUAAGGUGGCGACCACUCCUCCCCGGCCAAACGAUCGUUUCGAACAGUUCCCGGCCGAUGGUUUAAACUCGGACAGUGCCGUCAUUUCGGGCGAUGAAAGUGAGGAUGAGUUAACGUCGGCCCUUUCGGAAACGAUGGAACGGCAAUCGAGCGGCACGGAGGAGGAAGAAGCUACUGUUGCCCAAACUACGCUAGCGCCAUCUGGUGAAGAAUCGCUGGGCUCCAUGAAAGACUCCUCCAGCACUGGAGAGGAGGACAGCGCGAAUUCUUCGUCCUCGCAAGGAAUAAAUGAAUCGCUGAGUGCCAGCCAACAGCAAUCCGAUGCGGAUGUGUCCGAUAGGAGCGAGGAUUCGACGGAGCUGGCCGCCGUGAAUACUGUGGCAUCUGCAGAAUCGGCUGCAAAUGAUGAAAUUACUACCCCAGCACCAACUGCCGCUCCUGCCCGCUCGAAUGUCCCAAACGAGGUGGGCUCUGAAGCGGAGAGUCUGAGCAGUGGCAGUGGAUCAUCGUCAACGGAAUUGCGAACGUCGGAAUCGGAACCGUCGGCCGAAUCGGAUCAAAGUUCAAGACUUGAAAGCACGGAACAACUCCCUGCCGUCCAGCAGCAGGCACCCAUUGAGCAGGACUCGCUGGCGGAGGAGACCACCACCGAGGCCAGAGUUGAUGUUGGUGAGGAGGAUGAUAGUAGUGUCGUCGCACCAACAUCAGUGCCGCUUCCCGAGGCAAACCCAGACGCGGAAACGUUAAGUGCCUCGGGUUCAACCCGUACCGAGGAGGACGGCGAACGGUUCGACUUAAGUAGAUAUACGGCGCCAUCCAACUACUCGCAGGGUGCUGCUGUACCACGGAACGAAAAUUCCACUGCAGUUGCGGUAUCGUUCGAUGAUGGUGAAAAAGAACUUAGCACGGAGGAACCUUUGUCGGUAACCACACUAUCAACACUUAACGUUGGCCCGGAAGACGAGUCCACCGCUGAUGGAGUCCGUGUGAGCGAAAGCGUGGAAAGAAACAGUUCCGUGUCGGUGGAAAGGACACAGAUCGAAACGAGUGCUUAUGAAGAAAGUUCCAAUGAGGUGGACCGCAACCAGACACAGGCCGGUACGAUACCGUCGCGUACCAAGAAGGGUAAAUUCUUGGACCAGUUCAACGAGGAAACCACCGAGGACAAUGACAUUAAUCUGCCGAACGGUGCUGCGUGGGCAUUGGCCGGAAUGCGCAUAGUGGAGCGCAAGCAAUCCGACGCUGGUCAGGCUGUGAGCGAAAGCACGGAAACGGUACGGGAUGAUAGCGAGAAUGUGGUGGCAAACAAUACGCUCAAGCAGCUGAUGGAUUGGGCAAUUAUUAUGCAGCAAGCGGACUUUGCGAAUAGUUCCUUCGUGCGUUCCACCGUACCGUCGGAUGAGCCGUCGGUCGGUAAGGAUAGGCGAACGUACGCGAAUAAGGUUCCGACUGUCGAGGGAGGUGAUGUUCUGAGCGAGGAGAAUCGCCUAACUGCGGUCGUAACAGAGACUGCGCCAACGAGAGCCGUCGCCGAUGGUGAGAGUGUGGCCACGGAAGCGGAAGAUGCAAAUGUAGUCGAUACAACGUUUGUCCCAUCAACCGAAAAACCCGAUCGUGAUGGGCAAGAGCUGGAAGAUUUCAAAUUUGAAGAUCGAUCUACUAGCAGCACUACGGUGGUGAAUGAGAUUGCGGGUGCUAGCGAGAGAGAAAACGUUGUGGCCACCACCACUAGACGCACUUAUGAAGUUAGUGAAAAUGUGGACGAAACUGGGGAAUCUUCGAAGAUUCGUAACACACCGGAAAUUCGAACUUCAACAACGACCACUCAACGAUCGGACGUUAGCACCGGUGUAGGUAUCUUUGACGAUGUUCCAAUAACGACCUACUCUCCUGUGGCACCAAUUCUGAGACGUACCGAGCAGACAACACCUCCGAUACCGCUCACCACCAUGAUCACGCGUAUCGCUAGCACGAUGCCUGCAAGACGUCCAAUGACCUUGCAGCAAGAACUCGCCGCCAUUACAACCACGGACGUGUCGAUGAAGGAACUUACCAGUACGGACAUGGGUAGCGCUUCAUUCACUACCACUGUGUCCAGCAGCGAAUUACCACCGUUGUUGCGCGAAGGUUCCGAUCCUAAGCCACUAGAUCAGGACUCGGCAGAGUUUUCGGACGUGAACCAAAAUGUGCGAAGCGAUGAACGGCUUCCGGUGACCGCAUCCACCAUUGCAAGUGUGACCACCGUUCUGCCGAACCAGUCUAGUGCAACGCUUACAAACAACGUCGAGUUUGACGAUUCCUCUGCCGGUGAAAAUUUGAUUGGACAGUCGAGCGUAACUACCGAGCGUUCGGAUCCACCGCAACCGACCACUGACGAAACGGCUGACGAUGGAGGCAAAGUUCCGAUCGUUUUAGAUGACAAGCAUGUGUACGAUAUGGUUUCUACAACAACACUCGCAGCAACAACCACCACGAGCACGUCGUCUUCAGCUCCAACAACGGAGGUCAGCCCUGGAACGUCACCGAACGGAUCGGGCCAAUCGGUUGGGAUUUCGGCCGAAGCAUACACCACACGCCGCACAAUUGAUCGUUCCAUGACGACCACCGAACUGUCGGAGGAAGAAUCCGUCACGGAGGAAGACUACAUUGAGCUUAACAAUGUUCCUGCCACGGGCGGUAGUAAUCAACCGCAGGGAGAGGGCCAGAAUCAGACGGAACAAGGUGUUCCACGGCAGGGCACUAACGGUACGACGGAACAGUCGCAGGGUGAACCGGCGGCAGAAGAGGAUAACAGUGUGGUCGUGGCUGUGGUGGCCAGUAUCGUGAGCGUAAUCGUGGUGCUACUGUUGAUUGCAGCUUUCAUGUACUAUCCGCCGUUGCAGAUCGUGUUCCGCAAGCGUCAGAAUCAGGUCUCGUACGGACAACGCUGUCGCCCGGUGGGGCUGGAUGCGUACAGCUUGGACAACGUGUCCGUGUACAAUAGCGUCCGCCGGAAGGGCAAUACGGCCCGCAUGUCCAAACGUUCGUACGGUAACUCGGCGUUCGAAGAUCCCAACUUCAAAACGAACCCGCUGACGGUGGCCGAGCUGGCAAACAUCAUUCACAACAAAACGGCCAUUUAUGACGAGUUUAAGGAGAUCCCGAAUGUGACGGCCCGGGCUGAUGAGGUACCGGAAGGAUGUGAGGAUAAGAAUCGGUACGCAAACGUAGUUCCUUUGCCGGAAACGCGUGUUCAUCUGAAGCGCAUGAGCGACGACGAGAAGACGGAGUACAUUAAUGCUAACUUUGUGAAGGGUCCCAAGGAUUCCGCCAACUAUUACAUUGCAUGCCAGGCACCGAUGGAGAACACGAUCAAUGACUUCUGGCGCAUGGUGUGGGAACAAAACUCAAAAGUCAUCAUCAUGGCGACAGAUCUGAGCGAGAACGGUGUGGAAAAGUGUGCCGAAUAUCUGCCGCCAUCGGUCGUUCUGGACAAUAGCCGCACGUUUGGAGAUUUCCAGCUUACGUUGAAAAAUCGUGAAAAUAAGGAGAAGUACACAAUCUCGACGGUGCAUAUGCGUCACACGCCCAGCAAUAAUCUGCGCGAGAUCAUGCACUUCUGGUAUCAGUGGCCCGAUACGGGCGUUCCGAUCGACGAAUCGUCCAUCAUCGGUAUGCUGCUGGAGGCACGAACCUACCUGAAACUAUCCCCCUCGGAGCUGGCCGAAUUUGCCACGAUCGCUGAGGAAACAGAGGAAUCUUCCCCGGUGCAGCCGAGUGGAGCUGCCAACGGAACGGACACCACCAAUACUAGCAAUAAUAAUAACAACAACAAUAACAACAAUGCCACCAGCAAUGGUACGGCGGGCGCCGGCAAAGAGCCGUCCAGCAUCGUCAGCAACGGUGGCACCAUGGACAAGCACAAAUCGCUACAACGAACUCAGGGACCACUCACCGUACACUGUUCGCCGGGUACUGGGCGUACCGGAACGCUGGUCGCGUGUGACAUUGCGCUGCGUCUACUAGAGGUGCCACCGCGUACGGUGGAUCUGCCACAGAUCGUGUACUACGUACGACGAGGACGGGCCAGUGCCGUCCGAACACGCGAACAGUACGAACUGAUCUACAGGGUAGCUAACGUGUACGCGACCAAAUUGACGGGACCGACCAUAGAAACAUAG
Molecule: messenger RNA, 4404 nt
Organism: Anopheles marshallii
Lineage: Eukaryota; Metazoa; Arthropoda; Insecta; Diptera; Culicidae
Product: mucin-5AC
Exons: 8
Coding region: 1-4404 (1467 amino acids)
Biological process (GO): protein dephosphorylation
Molecular function (GO): protein tyrosine phosphatase activity
Source: RefSeq, a predicted model, not a curated record